Molecule: messenger RNA, 2301 nt
Organism: Naegleria lovaniensis
Lineage: Eukaryota; Heterolobosea; Eutetramitea; Acrasida; Naegleriidae
Exons: 1
Coding region: 1-2301 (766 amino acids)
Source: RefSeq, a predicted model, not a curated record
AUGAUCUCCUCUCAACCGUUUGAAGAAGCUGAAGAAGAAUCUAAUUCAUCUCUUCUAGCGAGCUCUGUGAAAGGAAGAAAUUCAUUAUCUAAUCUUGAAUCCAUUGUGAACAUUAAACAAUCUGGAUACGAACAACUCACCCAAUUUGAAAACAGAAAGGCAGAAUUAGAAGCCAACAUCUACUUGAGAAACGACCUCUCAAAACAACCAUCUUAUGAAAAAGGUUUGACUUUAAUGGUAGUGGGAUCAAAGAAAGCUGGAAAAAGCUCUCUAUCAAAUACCUUGAUCGAAUGUGAUUUAUUCCCGUCACAAGAUGCUGCAUGUACUUUCCAUAUGAAUAUUUUGAAGUAUGGAGAAAAAUAUUCUCUCACAAAGGUUGAUUCAGAUCUUGUUACCACAGCUGCCUCACCAAUUAUCACCGAAACGAUCGAAGACCUUAGCCAAUUGUUGUUUGAUUCACUUCCAAAAAUGAAGGAUAGAGAUAAGGCAACGCCUUUUGUUUUUAUGCUGACAGCACCAAUUCCAAUAUUGAAAGAUCUUAAUUUAACAAUUAUUGACACGCCUGGUUUAAAUGAAAUGAAGCAUCUCGAUCAGACUGUUUGUAAGAUUCUUCCUACAGUGGAUCUUCUUAUUUAUGUCCUCCAUUCUCAACGUGCAAUUAAAAACGAUGACCAUAGAUUCCUUGACAUGCUGAGAACUGGCGAAGAUGGUACAAUGGACCCUGAUCGUUUUUUGUUGGACAGUGAUAAGCUUUUACUUCUAGUGACACAAAUUGAUACGAUUCCUCAUGUUGCUAUUUCCAAAAAAAACCCUCACAAAGCCACUCCCACAAAGCAGUUCAAGAAAUGUCAAGAUAUUUAUAAGCAAAAUUUAUCAAUUUAUUCCAAACACCUCUAUUUUGUCACAAGUAAGAUUCAACAAGAGAAACGUGCUCAUGGACGUACUUGUAAAUAUUGGAAGAUAUUUACUGAUGGCGUGGAACGUUUAAUUGUAUCAAAUAUGACCAAAGAUUUAAUUCAAGUUUUGAAACAAAUGAGCGAGUCACUUGAAGAUAUGCUACAAAUAUUUGAACUUGUUUCAAGAGACAAAAAUUUUCUUGUAGAGGAGAUUGUAGAAACACUUUCUUUGGUCUUGAAUGACAAUCGCAUUGAAUUCCUUGCAUCUCGUUUGUCUGAAGAAAUUCAAAAAGAACAGAAUUCAAUUGUUGACAAAGUAUAUUCUGCUCUCACAUCAUGCGAAAUUGAUAUCACGAACAGAAAUAUGUCUGAUUCUGUUAAAGAGGUCAUUAAGGACCAAGUUGUACAGGAAGUGAAAAAGAGUAUUAUGUUGCUGAUCCGUAAUGUCAUGAAAGAUCUUUUAGAUAAGGAUAAUAUUGUCGAUCAUAAUUUUGAUAUAACAUCAAUACUUUCAAAGGUAUUUCAUUGCAAGUUAGAUUUAUCAUUAUUCAAGCUCAUUGGUGAUCCAGUUAUCACCUUAUUGUCAUCGGUUCUUGAAAAUAUAUCAAGGGAAGAAGUGAGUAGAGAGAAUCAUUUGCUUCAGACUCAGGAUAUUAAAGGACUUACUAACUACAUUCUGGAAAAUUUUGACAAAAAAGGGACAGCUGCCAAACUUUUGCAAUAUUUAGGCGAAAAAUUUUUUAUUAUGAAUGAAGAACGUAACAAAAGAAAGGAAGAUAUUUUUCGAAAAUUGACAGCGAAAGACUUUACACUCAACGAAGCGUAUUCUUUUAAGGAAACUGUUGUAAAGCUGUGGAUCGAUAUUCAAAACGCAAUUCAACAGACACAAAUGAUCCUUAACUCAGAUGUAAAGCGUGAUUCAGAUGUAUUUGAAAUUACGUUCAAAGAUUCCUUGGAUUCGUUUCACUUUUGUAGCGCGCUUAUCGACGACAAUUCUUUUGGAAUAAUUGAAAUGAAAGUAGAUCAGGCACAUCUUUUGGUAAGAUUCAAUAAGGAGCAAUUAGUGUCAUUCCAGACUGUGAAAAAAGCUGCUGUUAAUAAGAGUGUCCACGAUCGAAAAUGUAUUUGUAAGCAGUUGGCUAAAUUGUUCUCCAAGUUGGAUAAUCAUCACCUGUGUAUAAGAGACUCAGUGAAGCUUGAUGAUUUUUAUCUCAAUUCAGACAACAAAUUGAAAGUUUUCAUUAUUGAUAUUGUAGACCUUGCAAACGCUCCUUUUUCUCACGAAGCCAUCACUAAGAACAACAAAUCAGUACUGGAUAAACUUUUUAGAUCGUUGAUGAACGAUAGUGAGCGAGUGAUCAUGGAGCAAGAAUUUAGUUUCCAGUACAUUUGGUCACACAAGUAA